UAAUGUAUUAUUAAUUAACAAAGUAGAAAAAAUGAAAAUAAUCAUUUCAAAUGAUAAAAUUUAGUAUAUUCAUCUUUCAUUUUUUUGCUUUCUUAAUAUAUGUAGAAAAAUAAUCACAUUUUUGUGUCGUGUACUUUAUCUCCAGUUCUCCACCUAUUUUGACUGACAUCGACUGAUCAUUGGCUUACAUAUACAAAUACAAGUCCUCUGCUAAUCUCAUCACCAUUUAAACAUACAAACACAAAACAAAAACAUGAAGUUCUCUGCAACAACAAUGAAGAUUGCUCUAUUUCUUCUUUGUUUAAUAGCCGUCCAAACAAUGGCCGAACAGUUCGAAGAGAAAACUGGUGAAAUCCCACCAAUCCCAUCGGAUCCUACACUAGAUCCUCCUCCUCCAAGCCCAUCCUCUAACAUCGAGAACACCAUGUUUAUGCCUGAAAACAGUUUCUUCGAUGACAUCACCAUGCUAUUGUCCCCUGAACCAGAAACCUAAGCUGGAAUGAUCAUAAAAUAUUAUUAUGAAUGAGAUAUCAAUGCAAUUAGCUUAUAUUUUCAUAUGAGUGCAAUAUGCAAUAUUUAUUAUAUAAAUAAGUAAAAAAAAAACAUUUCCUCAGUUAUUAUUUUGACUGUCACUUCGAACAAAUUAUUCAUCUUAGACCCAAAACAUAUUCAUCAAAACCAACAUAUGUUCACAGCUACAUGCAAUAUGACGUCAAGGUAUCUGUUCACAAAUAAAUUCUCUGUUAAUAAAAUAAGGUACGGAAUUUAAAAAAGCCCAAUAGUGACUAAUUUUCAAUAAAGCUUGUUAAUGGGCCAAAACAAGGCCUAUACAUAAAAACAAGCCCAUGAUCUAUCAUAAAUUAGUAGUAGUUGACGAGAACGUACGGUCGCAGGAGAGAUUCCAAUCGAACACGGGAGAAAAUGGCGAAGCCUCUAGGUACCACCGGCGAGUUCUUCCGGCGAAGAGAUGAAUGGAGGAAGCAUCCGAUGCUUUCGAACCAAAUGAGACACGCUCUUCCCGGUCUCGGCAUCGGCGUCGCGGCCUUCUGCGUGUACCUCGUGGGUGAGCAGAUCUACAGCAAAGCUUUGGCUCCUUCCAAAUCAUCAUCCCACCACAAUCAGAAACAGCCUGCUCCCUCUCACUGAAUACCAUCGAUCUUCUUCUUCGAUCAGAUGCUCCAAACAGUGGCACAAGUUGAAGGCAAGGCUUCUUGUUGGCUUGUCUUACUGGCUUUCUUGGCUUGUCUUAAUAAUGUUGGCUGUGUUGUUGCGCACAACAAUUUUAAUUUCUCUGUUGAACUUUAAAUUUUGUUGGGAUUAAACGUUCUUUGUCUCUCCCACAAGUUAUGUUUUGCUUCUAACCUGGCGUUGAAUGUUGCUUUGUAUUGUGGGAUUGUCUUUGCAAUUGUGACUUGUUGUGAGUAGACACUCAGAUAAAACUGCGUCGUGUUGGAGAUGGUAGCA
Brassica napus (rape) is the source of this 1464-nucleotide messenger RNA. RefSeq lists its product as uncharacterized. The transcript has 2 exons. Lineage: Eukaryota; Viridiplantae; Streptophyta; Magnoliopsida; Brassicales; Brassicaceae. The record is from RefSeq and is a predicted model, not a curated record. Bases 254 to 493 code for a protein of 79 amino acids.